Carlito syrichta (Philippine tarsier) is the source of this 1236-nucleotide messenger RNA. It is a transcript of the gene ZDHHC19, whose product is annotated as zinc finger DHHC-type containing 19. Gene Ontology annotation, biological process: protein targeting to membrane; peptidyl-L-cysteine S-palmitoylation. The record is from RefSeq and is a predicted model, not a curated record. The transcript is spliced from 7 exons. Gene Ontology annotation, cellular component: Golgi apparatus; endoplasmic reticulum. Gene Ontology annotation, molecular function: protein-cysteine S-palmitoyltransferase activity. NCBI's taxonomy places the organism in Eukaryota, Metazoa, Chordata, Mammalia, Primates, Tarsiidae.
AUGCCACUCUCAAAGGAUGCUGCACCCCUCAUGAAGGAGCCUCAGCCCUCACUGCUGCUCCCAUGCUCCUGGUUCCUCCCAAGCCUGUUUUCUGCCUUCAACGUGAUGCUGCUGGUCAUUUUCAGUGGCCUCUUCUUCGCAUUCCCUUGAUGUGCCUCUGGACUCAGUUGCAGGUGGCAGGUUCAGAAUGGGGAGUGGGCCUUUCCCAUCAUCACAGGCCUUCUCUUUGCCCUUACCUUCUUCAGUCUCGUUUCACUCAACUUCUCAGACCCUGGCAUCUUACAUCAAGGCUCUGUGGAGCAGGACCCCAUGAUGGUGCACGUGGUGUGGGUGAACCACCAGGCCUUCCGCCUGCAUUGGUGUCCAAAGUGCUGCUUCCACCGCCCACCCCGGACCUACCACUGCCCCUGGUGCAGCAUCUGUGUGGAGGACUUUGACCACCCCUGCAAGUGGGUCAAUAACUGCAUCGGUCACCGCAAUUUUCGAUUCUUCUAGCUGCACCUCCUGUCCUUGUGCCUCUACUCCGGUGCCAUGACGGUCACCUGCCCGAUCUUCCCGAGGCGCACGGCCCGCCUGCCCUGCUCCACGGACAGGGCUGUCGCGUGUCCGCCCAAGGCCUCGGGUCCACGGCGGGGGACAGAGGUGAGCGAGGCCAUAUCCUGGACUUGUGUUGAUGAGGAGCCUGAAAUCGGUGAUGUGUGGGGUGAAGGGGUGAAACUAAGGGCAGCAGAGGUCAAAGACAUCAAAACGGACGAGUCCAAAAACAAAUCUGAGCGGUGGAAAAAGCAUCUCGCUCCUCUUCCUGUUUCCAUCCUCCUUCAGUAUAGAUACCUUCAGGAAUACAGCCCCUACAACCAAGGCUGUGUCCGCAACUGGUAUUUAACAAUCUGUGCACCGCUAGGACCCAAGAGCCUGGGGUACAUGGCUGAAGCUGUCCAACUGCAGAGAGGGGUCGGGCCCAACGUUAAGCCCAUGCUGAACCCGCACUCCCCAGGGUGCCCCGCUGCUCUUGGUCCCCUGGGCCUCCGUGGCCCCCAGCCCCAGCCUCUGAGUCUCUACAAACCAGGAAAUGGUCCCCCAGAGAGUGGUGUGGCUGCGGCUCUCCAGGAAGUGAGGAGUGUGUGUGCGUAUGUGUGUGUGCGCCUUCAGAUUGUGUGGACUGGGGGAAAGCCCCUGAACUGGAGCAUUCAGAGCCUGGGGAGGAGGGUCCUAGACCCAGAAGGGCAACCAGAGUAG